Perkinsus marinus ATCC 50983 is the source of this 274-nucleotide messenger RNA. RefSeq lists its product as hypothetical. The record is from RefSeq and is a predicted model, not a curated record. The transcript has a single exon. The annotation marks the transcript as partial. Lineage: Eukaryota; Perkinsozoa; Perkinsida; Perkinsidae.
CCAGAGCGGAGCGAGAUAAGUCAUGACGCUUGGCCGGCCUUCCCUUUGGGCCACAGUCAAGGCCUCGUUGAGUUCAACCGUCUGCGUGUCGCUGCGAUGCCCAGCUUGUGCGUUGCGGGCAGCGGAUGGUAUGUCGGGGAGAGUAUGGGAAAGGUUAUUGGGGACCUGUCCAGUGGGGUGUUGGGGCGUCUCGUGAGGAGGCUUGGGGCCGAUGGCUUUGUGGAGCGGGAGAGGGACGUCGACUGGGCCAAUAGGAGUGGUCACUCGUUACUAG